Molecule: messenger RNA, 1013 nt
Organism: Malaya genurostris
Lineage: Eukaryota; Metazoa; Arthropoda; Insecta; Diptera; Culicidae
Product: RNA exonuclease 4
Exons: 4
Coding region: 225-884 (219 amino acids)
Biological process (GO): rRNA processing
Cellular component (GO): nucleus
Molecular function (GO): 3'-5' exonuclease activity; nucleic acid binding
Source: RefSeq, a predicted model, not a curated record
AGAAAUUGACGUUAGAUACGACAUGAAAGAAAAUUAUGUCAGAUACUGGAAUGUGCAACAGACAUUUACUCAGAUAUUGUUUGUAGAUUACCCGAAAAACUAGUGCUUAUGUAUACAAAUUUCCAAAUUAUGUGUAAUAAAAUAAAACUAUCAUUUACAAUAAACCUAAUAGGAAUUUCAUAUACAACAGAAUGCAGUGUUUAGCUUAAAAUUCGGCAAACGAAAUGGAUUCAGGAAGUACACGAGUUGACAUCGAAAAUAUCAAAGGCUUUAGAAAUUUGACCAUUAAAGAAAAAGAACCUUGUCAAAAUAAAAACCUUGAAGGACGAACACGAUCAAAGAUUUUUUAUUCAGAACUUACCGAGUGUCUAGCUUUGGAUUGUGAGUUUGUCGGCAUAGGAUCGGACGGAAAACAGCACAUGUUAGCUCGCGUCUCGAUCGUAAACGAGCGAGGGGAUGUUAUAUUGGACACUUAUGUGAAACCUCAGAAGACAGUAAAGGAUUACAGAACUGAAAUUAGUGGCAUCCGUCCUGAACUAAUGGAAGCUGGACUGGAUUAUGAACCAGUACGAGAAACAGUAAAACUGUUACUAUCUGGACGAGUUCUUGUUGGUCAUGCCUUGAAGAACGAUCUCUUUGUACUGAAUUUGCGACAUCCGAGACAUAUGAUUCGUGACACAUCUCGGUUUAAUCCCAUAGCCCGACGGAUACGUGCCCUUGGAACACCUAGUCUAAAAAAUUUAUCAAAAUUGAUCCUUGGUGAAGAAAUUCAGAUUGGAUAUCAUGAUUCGAUAGAGGAUGCUAGAGCGGCGAUGAAAAUUUAUCUCGUUUUUCAAGACGAAUGGGAGAAGACAAUGCGAAAAUCGUCACACCGACAUCGAUGACCAAAAAAAGCACACUGGACUUAGAUUGAACGAUUUAAAACAGUUUAUUUGACAUGUAAACUACUAGUUAUGAAUCUUGUACAAUAUAAUUUUAUGAAUAAAAAUUAGUAAAAUUGAUUAUUUCAGCAA